AUGCUAAGAUAGCUUGACUUAAGCCUUCAGGGUCUUAUGCAGCCAAGUACAACAAUCGAUUAGAGACCCGGCCUCGUCGUCUUCUUCUUUUUUCCCCCCUUUCUCGCUCAAAUAUUCCAUGCACAUAUUGCAAUAUUGAAUGCUCGGCCUGCGGCGGUACAAGGAAGGGAUGAGAGGAAGGACACGCCCCCACUGUUCCUCGGAUAUCUAGGAUAUAGAUGAUGAUGAUGGUCGUGCUGCACAUACAGCACGCGCACAUUUCCACAUAGAGAAUAAAAAAGCGUGCACAACUAUAAGGGGGGAAAUAGAAUAAAACUCGCAAUGACAAGCAAAGGAUUUCAAUCGCUAUGCGGCUUGGCUCCACUUAUAUAUAUAUAUCUUCCGAUCCAUGUGCUUUAUGCUUCAUUAUGACAGGGCAAGGCCAGCGAAAUAGUGGACAGGCAUUGCGCAUACGCCGCGUUGUGCGACUGCCAGUGCGAGUGCUCAGCGAUGCGGAAUCGGAGCGGCAGUAAAAAAUCGCUGCCGUAAAUCGAAUAAAACUGCAGCAAACGCUAUUAAAUUUUUUCCGCUUUACUCCAACAACUGCA
This is a messenger RNA of Drosophila subpulchrella, 587 nucleotides long. RefSeq lists its product as uncharacterized. Lineage: Eukaryota; Metazoa; Arthropoda; Insecta; Diptera; Drosophilidae. The record is from RefSeq and is a predicted model, not a curated record.